Messenger RNA from Penicillium nucicola, 1053 nucleotides. RefSeq names its product Gfo/Idh/MocA family protein. Gene Ontology annotation, molecular function: nucleotide binding; oxidoreductase activity. Gene Ontology annotation, cellular component: cytoplasm. The record is from RefSeq and is a predicted model, not a curated record. Gene Ontology annotation, biological process: NADPH regeneration. The transcript has 6 exons. The coding region runs from base 1 to 1053 and encodes 350 amino acids. NCBI's taxonomy places the organism in Eukaryota, Fungi, Ascomycota, Eurotiomycetes, Eurotiales, Aspergillaceae.
AUGGCUGCAUCUGAAUCGCAAGUUGGAGUGGCUCUGAUCGGAGGAGGAAUCUGGGCAAGAGAAGAACACGCACCUGCCAUUGAGGCUGCCUCGACUAUUUCUUUCAAAGCUGUUUAUUCACGCUCAGCUGCCUCCGCUCAUUCUAUUGCCGAGCAGCUUUCUUGCAAAGUUGAUGUCUAUUCUGAUGAUACCGAUAGUGGAUUUGAUGAUCUCCUGAAGCGAUCUGAUAUCCAAGCAGUGGUUAUAUCACUGCCCAUUGGACACCAGCCACGAUUCAUUCAAGCCGCUCUUUUGGCAGGCAAGCAUGUUCUUUCCGAAAAGCCGGUCGCCGAGAAUGUCGACGAGGCAAAGAAGCUUAUUCAUUGGUAUCGCAAUGAGAUCCAGGGUCCAACCUGGACAGUUGCAGAGAACUGGCGCUUCCUGAAGAGCUACGAAUACGCCGCCACACAGAUCAGCAGCUUAGGCAAGAUCACUGGCUUCCAAGGACGUCAACAUGAUCUUGUUCCGGAGAAUUGGAAAUUUAAUCUCACUGAAUGGCGACGCAACCCAACCCAUCAAGGUGGCUAUCUUCUCGAUGGCGGAGUGCACUAUGUGGCAGGGCUUCGAUUGCUCUUGUGUGUGGAACCCGGUCAUCGGAUCGCCUCACUCUCGGCGUUCACAAACCAGAUUCAACCCUAUCUUCCUCCAGUCGAUACCGCUGACGUGAUAUUGAGGACAACAUCGGGCGUGACUGGCGUAUUCCAGAUUUCUCGGGGCACUUCAUUGCGCGCGGAUGAAUGGACUAUUGUAUGUUCUAAUGGUUGGAUUAAGAUUGAGAAUGAAAAGGUAACUAUCUCUCGCGAUGGAAAGAUCGAGGUUGUGACCAUCACAAACGAGAGAACUGGAGUCCCACCUGAGAUUAGAGCUUGGGGCUUAGGUCUCGUCGAGGGCAAAACACGACCAGAGCAGGAGCCGGAGACUGCGUUGGCUGAUCUUGAACUGAUUGAGCUCAUGCUUAAAAGUGGUAGCCGGGAUGGCGCGCCUCUUGUCUGUAGCCACCAGGAUAUACAGUAG